GCAAUGUCCAGCACAAGACUUCCGCGCAAUGUGGGGAUAUUACACGAGAACUAAAUAUCCCCUCUACAAAAGAAUGAACGCCAUGUGAUCAAGCGUACUGCGGCAGUCCCGUUUAUUCAACUGCAAGGCAAACUGCAACUGCCGCUUACUAAGGUCACUCGGUGUCUUGCGAUCAUAUCUACCUAUGUAUACAAUGCGUUUUUCAGCGUAUAGUUAUGUUAAUAUUUUAACAGCUGUGUAAUUUUUUCCUUUCGUGAAACGAUUUAUAAUUUUUAUAAUAAUAAAUAAGUUUUUAAGCAAUAUACCACUCUGAUUCUGUUUAUUCAAGAGUUAUUCGCGCCAAUUAAUGUAUAUUACAAAAUGCUAACCUAAACCUCAUCGCUUUCACUAAAUAAGGGGUUCUCAGUUUGUGCUACUGUAUCGUAACGUCAAUUUGAAAAGAAAUGGAGGCACAAAGGUGUUUACUGUUUAAAAAUCCCAAUCAUCUCACUAAUUUAAACAACAUGAGGCUGUCUGGAAAAUUAUGUGACGUCAUUAUCAAAGUAAAAGAUAAAGAAUUUCCAUCACAUAAAGUCAUCCUUGCCGCGAAUCUGAAGUAUUUUGAAACAAUGUUUCUAAAUUCUUUUCAAGAAAGUAAACUUAAUGUUGUCAACAUGCAAGAUGUUGAAGAAGCAUAUCUAGAAGCUUUCAUUUCAUUUGCCUAUACUGGUGAAAUUAUACUAACAGAUAUCAAUGCGUUAGGCUUACUUGAGGUCGCAAAUUACCUUGGUGAAGAGGGUAUUAAAGAAUCUUGUAUUGAACUUUUAAAAAUGCAUCUGAGAAAGGAGGAAGCUUAUAAGGCUUACAAGUUAGCAAAUUUAAUUGGAUGUUGUUCUCUGAAAAAUGCAGCAACACAGACCAUUUUAUCAUAUUUCAAAGACUGCUCUCAAACAACAGAGUUUUUCAAUCUUGAUUUUGAAAAUUUGAAAGAUAUUCUAUCUAAUGCCAGCUUAGACUUUGCUCAGUCGCAAAGAAUAUUUUUUGAAAGCAUUAUAAGUUGGAUUUUGCAUGAUUCAACAAACCGAAGGAUUCACAUGAAUACAUUAUUAAAUAUUAUUGAAACAAUGAAACUAAAUACAGAUUAUUUACUAAACUAUCUUUGUAAAAAUAUUGUAAAUCAAGACUAUAGAGAUAUAAUUAAAGAUAUUAUGUCAUAUUAUGACGAAAAAAAUCAAGAAACACAAUACCAGGCUGAAAGAUUGACACAGAGAUUAAUGAUAAUAGGCAGUGUCGAUAAAAAAUUACAAUUACAAUAUUAUGAUUUCACGGAACGAAAAUGGAGCCGACUUCAUGAAAUUAUAUUUCUCGACAAAUUAUAUUGUCGAUUAGGAAUAAUUUUGAAUGAUAAAUUUUAUUAUACUAUUGAAGAUUCUGAACAAAGUACCAAGACAAAUUUACAAGUCUUCAAUCCUAUAACAAAACAAAAUACUAUGUUGACGUCCGAUAUUAACUCAUUCAGUGGGAAAGCUUUAUGCACAUGCGGCAAGUUUCUCUACUUUUGUGGUGGAAGAAAUGACGAUAGAUCAACGUCAGAUGAGAUUUUGGCGUAUGACCCACAGACAAAUUCUGUGGAGACACUGCCUCCAAUGACAGUUGUAAGAUCUUUUCCAGCCGCUAUUUUUUACCAAGGCUCUCUUCACAUUUUAGGCGGAAUGAAUAAGCUGUCUUGUUACAAUUCGGUUGAAAAAUAUGACUCUUAUUUAAAAAAAUGGACGGAUUUACCGUCGAUGUUGGAGAGACGUUUUUAUCAUGCCGUAGCCGUCCUGGAUGGAAAGCUAUAUGCCUGCGGAGGAGGUUGUACAAACAGCGUAGAAGUUUAUGAUCCCUUAACAAAUAGGUGGGAACUAGUUGCUAGUAUGAAGAAGGAUAGGGAUAAGUUUCUUGUGAUUGCUCACGAAGGAAAGCUAUUCGCUAUUGGAGGAGAUGGUGAUUAUGGAACAGUUGAAGUAUACGAUCCUACCAUAGAUGAAUGGCAGAUAGAUCAUGAGUUGUCUUCGAGUUUGCAAAUAGCAAAUCCUCAAGGCGGACUAAUUUCUUCCAGUUAUGACAAUUAAUAUUUUACUUAGGUAAACUCUAUAUUAAAAAUAAUGUAUUAAAAAGAAAUGUAUGAUUUUUUGUAUAUAGUCAACGAUCGAUAUAUCGUCAAAAAAAAUUAGCUAUAAUAAAAUUUCAUGUGAUGUUAAUAAUUCGUCAAAAAGAGAAGUCAACUUUUACAUGUAACCGGAAUUUUUGUUUUAUAAAAUCAAAAUGCUUUACGAACUUACAU
Phymastichus coffea is the source of this 2305-nucleotide messenger RNA. Its product is annotated as kelch-like protein 18. NCBI's taxonomy places the organism in Eukaryota, Metazoa, Arthropoda, Insecta, Hymenoptera, Eulophidae. Bases 444 to 2093 code for a protein of 549 amino acids. Gene Ontology annotation, molecular function: protein binding. The transcript has 10 exons. The record is from RefSeq and is a predicted model, not a curated record.